UUUAAAUUUACCUGGUUUUAUAGCAUUGGCGCCGAUGGGUGCUGAGGCGAGGCAUGGGCACAACUUGGUGCUGCUGGGGAGUGUGCAUCGUUGGAUGCUGAGGCGUGGGCAGGAGAGGCGGCAAGUGCUAAGGCAAGAGUGCGCAAGUGGGCGGGAGGAAGACGAAGGGGUAGGCGCCAAAGCCGCCAAGGUAUUGGUGCACAGACGAGUGAGGUGGUAG
Messenger RNA from Ilex paraguariensis (yerba mate), 220 nucleotides. The record is from the annotation of a GenBank genome assembly. Lineage: Eukaryota; Viridiplantae; Streptophyta; Magnoliopsida; Aquifoliales; Aquifoliaceae.